Messenger RNA from Cimex lectularius (bed bug), 3014 nucleotides. Its product is annotated as ras-related protein Rap-2a. NCBI's taxonomy places the organism in Eukaryota, Metazoa, Arthropoda, Insecta, Hemiptera, Cimicidae. The coding region runs from base 175 to 1011 and encodes 278 amino acids. Gene Ontology annotation, molecular function: GTPase activity; GTP binding. The transcript has 6 exons. The record is from RefSeq and is a predicted model, not a curated record.
CCCAGAGUACCUAUCUUGUCCCUUGCCGAGCAACUGCACCUGUUGAUCGACCGACAUCUGAGAAAUUUUCCAGUCUAAAAGCUGGGAAAUCGGUGGAAACCGGUAUUUUUUUCGCGCUGUGGUGUUAAAAAAAUUACAAAAAUAUCUACCUACGGCUGGAGAAGUAAUGGCAGCAUGAAGGGAAGGCACUUGAAGCGGAGGUUCAGCCUGCAGCCGUCUUCCUUCAUGAGGGAUAUCCCUGAGACCAAUCACCACAGAAAUUUAAGACCUGAGAGCCAUGGUGAGACGAAGGAAGACGAUGCGGGUCACGCGAGUGCCUCUCCCGGAGGGUCCAAGCACAAAAUCGUAGUACUGGGAGGUGCCAAAGUUGGCAAAUCGUCCAUAAUAGCCCAAUUCCUCUACGGUACUUUCUCAACCAAGUACAAAAGGACGGUCGAAGAGAUGCACCGGGAAGAGUUCAACGUCGGCGGUGUGCGGCUCACUCUGGAGAUCCUGGACACGGCCGGCUCCCUCGAAUUUCCAGCCAUGAGGGCACUUUCUAUCACUUCCGGAGACGCUUUCAUCCUCGUCUAUUCGGCCAACGACACGAAAUCUUUCGAAGAGGCGAGGAUCAUCAGGGACCAGAUACUCGAGAUCAAAGGCGAUGCCGAUGUCCCAAUAGUCGUCGUCUGCAACAAGAUAGACCUUCUCGAAAACCAGUACAAUGAGGACUCAAUCAAAACACACGAAUCAAUCGUGACUGUCGACUGGGAGAACGGUUUUGUUGAGACUUCGGCCAAAGACAACAUCAACGUUUCUCAGGUGUUCAAGGAGCUUCUGGCCCAGGCGAAAGUAAAGUAUAACCUCAGCCCUGCACUUAGAAGGAGGCGGAGACAGUCUCUGCCACCGCAGCAGGGCCAGGCGACGACACCUGUCCACCCGGCCAUACCGUCUCCUGCCCAGCUCGCACAUCUCAACAGCAUCAGGGAGAGGCACGCGGGCAGUAAACGCAACUCCUGCUCCAUCUCAUAAACAAAUGGGUUAAACAUAACAAAUAAAUAUAAUCAUAGUUGGACGUCUGUUUUCUAUAUUCUUUCUAUAAUUUGGCUCUUGGGCACAGGCACUCUCUUCGAAUUGGGUAACAAAUCUUCAAUGGGUUAAACUCUAUCAAAACGAUAUACGAGUAUUAAUGUUAAUAAGUUGAAAAGUGGACCAGGAAGUUUUGAAAAAGUAAAGUAAAUUUUCCACUUUUAAAAUGAAAAUAAGAUAUAACAGUUGUCCAAUAAUAACUAACGUUUAAUAAGCGACUAUUACUAUUCUUUAAGUGUUGUGAAUUCCCUGGCUCGUAAUACGAUAAUAACUUUUUCUUAAAAAUGUAUUCACUCAGUAUUAACCGGUAUUUUUUUAUUAAAUCAGUUUUUCAUAUUUAAGUCGACAAAUUAUGGCAUACGAUCAAGAGUUAGGUUCGCCAUAAAAUUUUAUUAUCGUCUUCCCCUUGGAUUUAAGAUUUAAGUCAAUUAUUGUUGAUACCAACGUUUUGGUGAUUUUGCAGAAUCUUAUUCUUCGUUGGGAUUAUUAUUUUGUGGAUGUGAAUUGAAGUAUAUUUAUGCAAUACGUGUGCGUCUAAAAGUAAACAAAAGUGUGAAAAUAAUCCUUAUUAUCUAUCAUUGCCUUCAUAACCAAAACACCACUUUGUCCAGAUUUUAAUUUUAAAUAUCUAGGGUCAUUCAGUCCAAAUUGUUUGUUGUAGACGUAUAAGAGAAUAUUUAUCUAUUAUCAUAGGCAUUCAGAAAAACUAGCGAGUCUAAUAUCAGACAUGAUGCGUGUGAUCUUUCUGGUUUCUGUAGUAUGUCGUUAAACUGUGUUUCUUAUAAUUGCCGCUAUGACCCUCAAAAUUACAUUUUAAAUUCCAACUUAAAUAAAACUAAAUUUUAAUGAGUAAAGAAUAAUACACAAUACUGUUAGGGCAUAGGUUUUCUUCUAUGUCGCAUAAUUGGGCAAAACCAAUUUUUUUUUUUUUUUUUACCCAACUUUAAUAAAUAAAAAUAACUUUUACACAUAGAACAUGAAAGUAAAUACUUAAAUAAAUAAAAUACAAAACAACCCAUGAAAAUGUGAAAAUAUUGAAAAUAAUCUCUAUCGAUUUCUUGAAAUAAUACAGUCAAAAUGUUUCUCAGAAUUAAUACAAAAAUUCAAAAUUUCUGUUAUCGAUCAAUUUUUACUUGUCACUUAUCAGUGCAAAUUCAUCAAACAUAUAAUCAAAUGUUUGAAUAUUCAAUUGAAUCUAUGAUCGAUUGAUCCUUAAACUUGAUGCGCUGUCGUAAAGUCAAGCAGAUCGAUCACAAAAUAAUUAAAAUACACAAUAAAAAUUAUAUUUAAUUCAAAAAAGACACAUUGAGAUUCUAACAGCAUCUCUCUAAAUAAAGCGAGGUAAAUAUAGAAAAUUCAAAAAAACACUAGGAAUGGCUGUAACUUUUAAAACAAGUUUUUCUUUUUAAAUAGUUUGUACCCUUAUUGUAUGGUUUCUAAUUACAAAUUAAGUUUAAAAGUGGGAUGGGAUUUUCAUUACCAUGAGUAAUUGUAAUUGUGAGCAUUGAGUCAUCGGUUUAGCAAGCGCUAUACUUUUGAAUGAAUGACCAGUCCGGUAAGUGUUCUUAUAAGAGAUUUUUAAAAUUCUUAAAUCUAUAAAAUGCUUAAAUGUAAUAUUAUUUUCUUAAUAAGCUCGUUAUAGAUUGCUAUAUUUCUAAAAAAAAAGUUCUGUAUGUUUUUGUUUAUAAGUUAUUUCACACUCAUUUUGGCACAAUUAAUGCAAAAUUGUGUACAGUGUUUUAAAACGUUGGAUAAUGUUUUCAUUUGUUUUUGAUAAAAGUUUGUUUCAGUCCUAAGAAAAUAUUUUCUUCUUUGUUUUAAAUUUAAAAAAUGGUAUUUUUCUAUAUCUUUGAUUAAUUGUGAACAAUGCAGAAGUUCCUUUUUUUUCGAUUUUGACACCAGUGGUGGUUUUUGUUUGACAUAUUCUUUUUACUAUAUAGACUCAU